GGGUGAUUUUUCAGUUUGACUGCAACACAAGAGCUGUGAAGUUCGAAUUUCUCUCCACUCAGCUUUUACUCCGCCAUCCACUGAACUAUAUACUUAUAAAAUAAUUUUCCAGCUUCCCAUACCUUUCUAGCUUUUUUUUCCCCCUAAUAAUAGUUAUUUAGUUGGUGUUACGAGGAGAAAGAAAAAAAAGAAUCAAAGAGACUUUUAUAAAUGUGAAAUUUUCCCUCCUAGAGAUGUACAAGGGCAAAGUAAGUUCUCAAAAGUGAAGACGAAUAGCAUGAGAAAUGUUCAGUGAUGCAAAAGCUGUGAUAUGUUUGUGUUGAGGAAAACUCCUUGAAAAUUGACCCCAUGAGUGUAUUUUCAAAUAAUUGUGUUAAGGCUGGAAAAAGAGGGUAGAUUUAUGGCAACUGACACACUCUCUGAAAAACCACAUUAGGAAAAAUAUAGGUGCUCUAGUAAAUCGAUAUUAAAUAGUCUCUUUGGUUUCACGUGAGUUGUAGUAAAUUGAGGAAGUCUAAUUGAAUUUCGUGUGAAAAUAGUGAAACCCAUUUUCAAUCACUUGACACUGUCUAACCGCUAAAAGAGCUAGGGGGAAAAUGGUUGAUUGUCCAUCAACAUCACAGAAAACGAGUGGUGAUGUGUUGAAAAUGAAGCAACUUAUGGGUCGAACACCUGGAAUAAUUAAAUCGAAAUUUUUAUCAGUAAUCGGCAGUAGCAAUGAAAUUUUAAAUGGCAUUUCAAGUAAGCUCGAAGCAUUGAGUUUGAGUUCGUCCACAGAGACAUCCAGAGAGACAGAAGACGAAUACGAUAUUUUUAAGCCACAGCCCAUCCCCAAGAAAACCCAACCAAGUCCGCCAGAUUCAACUAAAACCAAGGAAGAGGAUGAGGAUGACUUUGAGGACUACAUGAUUGACUUUGAAGCUAGAAGAGUAAAGGAGAGGCGAGCUCACGAAGAAAUACUGUCUGGACGCUAUCGACAUCCUAAUAUUGUUCCAAGAAUGGCGCCGGAAAACUACGAUAUGUUAGAUUUAAAUCAUCACGCGAUUUCCUCAUCAAUUUCCACGGAUAUCAGCAACUGUUCCAUUGACUCAAAAUCCCUUCAUAUUGAAGAUGAUGAGACCGUGGAUGGGAAUAACUGUGAGAAAGUGACCCCAAAAUCCACAAAACUUCAACUUCCACAUCCUGCCAUUGACAUUCAGGCCCCAAGUGGACGAGCAACGCCCAUUGAGGACAAGUUGAAGCCGGAAGUGAGUAGUGUCUCAACCAGUGAGUACGAUCUCUGUCUCCCAAGUGCUGGAAGUUAUGAGUCAUCGGACUUAAGGGUCUGGAUCCGAUCGGAAUCUGUGAAUUCUGUUCCGUCCUGGGCAUCCUCGAUUAGCCUGGACAGUCAAUCGGAGGAGAUGGUGCUGGAAUUCAUGAGGCGCUUCCUAACCACACUCUUUGACAAUUCUGGUGCCAUCAGUUUAGAACUGAAAUCAGAAUUUGGUCAGAUGUCCAGAACUGAAGCUGGACGGUUGUGGUUCUCUCGGUUGGUUAAUGCCCAGCGUGCAAAAUCAAAGAGAGUUGAUGAGACGACAUUCUACUCUCUGGUUCAGUACUUUGCCAUCGUUUUAUUUGAGUGCCACGAAAGUGAAGAUUUCUCCCCUGCAAAGAGUCUCAUGAACAUGUGCUUUACCUUCUACCACGAGAUCACUGUGCCUGGGAUUGAGCCUUACCGCGAGUAUUUGUACAUCUACCUUAGAGAUCAGCCAAUUUGGCAUUCCUUGCGAUUCUGGAAUGCAGCAUUUUUCGACGCUCUGCAAUGCGAGAGGGCUCAUCGUCCAGUACCGCAAACCAAGCUAAAAUCCUCCACAAAAGCCUGCAAUGGUCGUCGAAAUAGUUUACCCCGUAGUGACAACGAUAGAUCCCUAUCAAUUUCAUCCAAAGACGAUGAUGAAAUAGACGAAGAAGGUGAUUUGAAUGUGGCAGAGGAUGCCAUUGAAGAGAAAAAUCACCUCUUUGAACUAACUGAAGAUGUUAAAUUUCAACAAAAUAUCACAUUUGGACAAUUGGGAACAUUCACGUGCAAUAUGCACGCUUUCGGUCUAAGCAAACAUCUGUGCCUUGAAUUUCUCCGAAAGCAAUGCACAAUAGCAAAUUUGAGCAAGGAGCACGAAAAACUCCUGCGAGACAAUAUUAAUCGCAUGUAUCGAGAAACAGAACGUUGGAGCGAACAGUAGAAAAAAUACUUUGAACACUGACACAUUAUUACAGAGUACAUUGUAAAUGCAAUAACAUAUUUUUGUGACUUUCAACAAACUUCCUGCACAGUUUUCAACUUAAGGGACAAGAAAAAAUAUGUCUCUUUUUUCUAAACUCCUAAAAAAGCAUUUUUGGAGACAAAUAAAAUUCCAAAAAAAAAGAUAUUUUAAUAACACAUUUAAUACACAGUUCUUCUCGAAAUAUAUUGAUAAGAAACUAUCUUUAAUCUCAAUUUAAAUUCAAAUGUUUCAAAUGUCUCUUAUUUUUAUUCGCUAUUACUAAGAACUAAGAGUGUUUUAAGAGAUAUUUUAAGAGUUGGACAUGCAUCACAGUCAUGUGGUGGAUGUCUUGGAUGAUAAAUCUUCUUCCUCGUCUUAUGGAGUUGAUUGUGAGUGUGAAAGAAUUUCAAAUAAAUUAAUUUUUUAUACCUACAUACAUUAUGUGGAAUAAACUAUUGAAAUUUACACUUGAAU
This is a messenger RNA of Phlebotomus papatasi, 2714 nucleotides long. RefSeq lists its product as uncharacterized. The coding region runs from base 597 to 2219 and encodes 540 amino acids. NCBI's taxonomy places the organism in Eukaryota, Metazoa, Arthropoda, Insecta, Diptera, Psychodidae. The record is from RefSeq and is a predicted model, not a curated record. The transcript is spliced from 6 exons.